GUAACACAUUCUUCAUUUCUUGGCCAUUUUGAUUUGACUGGGGAUAUUGAAUGCACCCACUUGCAUAUUGGCUUCUUCAUACGAAGUCAUGUUAAACUAGUUAUAUUAUUGAUAAGGAAGAAACUCCCCGCUGUGCAUACCCCCCCACCACUCCCCCUUACCUGUCCUGUCCGUAACCCCCCCCAGCGGGGCACACCAGCCCUCCCCCCACCUCGGCCUUCAGCCAGCCAGCCGCCGCCCGGUCUCCAGCCGCCACCCGCCGCUCCGUCUCCAGCAGCCGCAGCUCCAAGCGGAAUCCGCAUUAACCACUUCGUGCAUUGCCUCCACCCAUGCAAAGAGCUUUUUAUGACGUCUUGCAGAAUUACUCAGUGCGGUAUCGGGGGCCCACUUAUCAGCUGCUCUGGAGAAGUCAUUGGUAUCAGCUUAGAGAUUAAUAGCACUACUACUGCAUUCCUGCCGAUCAAUAUAGCUUCCAUAUGGUGGGAGCAUUACGAGAAACAUGGUCUAGAGCAAGUGAGGAGUCUUGCUGCAAUUGCACAUAAAUGCGUACACAGAACACCUAGGAAGCGUACUUCCAUGGACGAAAUUUCACAUGCAAUAUUGAAAACAAGACAGAAGCGCCUUGUCAAAGAAGAUACCACGUUUUUUACUGGAUAUGACCGAUCAAGAAUGGCAAGUAGGAUAGAACAUCAGCAGGAUGAGUUGAGAAACAUGGCCAGCACUAAUGAAAGAGAAGCUGAACCAUGCGCAUUUUACCAUAUUGGAAUUUGUUUCAAGCUGAACCAGCAUUAAAAAGAGAAUGCUUGUUAGUUAUAAUUCAAGCAGCAGCUAAACUUUAAUACUAGUUCCUUGGUUUUCAAGAA
Capsicum annuum is the source of this 863-nucleotide messenger RNA. RefSeq names its product calcium/calmodulin-regulated receptor-like kinase 2. The transcript is spliced from 4 exons. Bases 346 to 792 code for a protein of 148 amino acids. The record is from RefSeq and is a predicted model, not a curated record. NCBI's taxonomy places the organism in Eukaryota, Viridiplantae, Streptophyta, Magnoliopsida, Solanales, Solanaceae.